CUGGUUGCCAAUGAUGAACUAAUGAAGUUGCCAAUUCAAUUACUUGCUUUGUUCUUGUGCAGCUUCAACAUAUGAGCAAAUCGAUGAACGUGGAAGGAUAUGUUAAAAGGGUUCUUGAUGACUUCCUAAUAUUCCAAGUAAUUACCAAACAAGUUCAUGGAAAUCAUAGUCUAUUUGUUAGAUGAAUAUAAAUUAGGUGGCGAUCUCUACUUCCUUGUACCCACCUUGACACAUCUUAGAUGACCUAACUGUUCCUAUUAGCUCAACUUCCCCACCUUCCACCUUCCCUUGCUCGCAAACUGCUUGUAUAAAUGACAGCUCUCUAAGACAAGGCUUGCAUCCCAAAACUUGCAUUAGCCAUGGGCUCCCUCGUCAUCAGCAACGAGGACAGGGAAGGCGCGGAGAUCAUCUACGGCGCGGAAGAAUGCCACAGCCACUCCGUAAAGAUGCUGGAGGCGGUCGGCUUCCCGAAAGGAGUCCUCCCGCUGAGGAACCUCGAAGAGUGCGGGUGGGUGCAGGCGACGGGCUUCGUGUGGAUGAAGCAGAAGGAGCCGUACGAGCACUUCUUCACCGGAACCAACACUCGGGUGAGGUACGACAGGGUGGUGACGGCGUACGUGGAGAUGAAGAAGAUGAAGAAGAUGACGGGGGUGAGGAGCAAGCAGGUGCUGCUGUGGGUGCCCAUCACUGAGAUGAGCAUCACCGACGCCGAUGCCGCGAAGAUAUACUUCAAGUCGGCGGUGGGGAUCGGGAGGUCGUUCCCCAUCUCGGCCUUCGUCGACGAGGCGGAGGGGCAGGAGGAGGAGAAGAAGAAGCUUGAAGUCGAGGUGGGUGCCUGAGGACGUCAGAAGAUGCAUUCCCAUGUGAACUGUGUGUCCGUCUAAAUUGUUCGUGCAAUUACAUUUAUGCCCAUCACUAUGUAUCGAUGUAAUGAUGACGACAUAUCUAUACCCGUUAUAAUCCGUCCAAUAAAUUCUGAUUAAUCA
Musa acuminata AAA Group (dessert banana) is the source of this 986-nucleotide messenger RNA. RefSeq lists its product as uncharacterized. The transcript has a single exon. The coding region runs from base 360 to 839 and encodes 159 amino acids. Lineage: Eukaryota; Viridiplantae; Streptophyta; Magnoliopsida; Zingiberales; Musaceae. The record is from RefSeq and is a predicted model, not a curated record.